AUGGCACCUCGACUAAGAGCACGACAAAUUACUAUGGAUGGCGCCCGGAUCGCUAUCGAAAGUAGUAACAGUACAACUCGUUCAUCGGGCUUAGAUGAUUUGAUUCAUAUAUUCAAAGAACAAGCCAGAGCCUCAAACUUCUCAAAUCUAGACGAUAAAAGCUAUCAUAUAACAUUUGAGGCUCUCUUUCGGUGCUCAUUAGCUGAGAAGCAAGCUUACUAUGCCAAAAAGAGCACCGCUGCUAGUAGGCUCACCAAAUGUGCAGAAGCACUCCGCCUCGGUAUCGAGUUGGGGGCAGGCAAGGUAAAACGGAAAACCGUUCUCGCUAUCAUUGAUCACAUUACUCAAACUCUACCGCAUUCCGAGGAUGAUCUAGUCCCACCGCUUGUUCAGGAUUACAUCAAAGCACUCGCUGCUCUGCUAAAUUAUGCUGCCAAUGUCGAGCUCCUUGCUACAGGGGGUGGCGAGGGUUGGUUCACGUGCGUUGACUUCGCCGUUGAUAUCUUGACCUUAUACCUAGCAGCUACCGAUAAAGAUCCUGCCCCUUCGCGAGCUUCACCGGCGCCCGGGAUGGCCCAGACAGCAUCUUCAAGUUUGUCAACUCCCAGAUCUACGUCCGUAUCGCAACGAGCCACCCGGGUUUCGCGUAGUCAUAUACCAGAUCUUCUACAAUGCCUUCUUCACCUCGCAUCUACUCCAAACGCCCCUCUUCUGCAGCGUUCGAGGGAGAUCUCGUCUGUUGUCAUCCAAAUCCUCCAGCUCCGUUCUCUCGGAAUAAGCCAGCUACAUCAAGUGGCCUUCGCUUUGGUUAAUAAGCUCUUCGUGGUGUCGCAGACCGAUGAUUCCGAGCAUGCGAACUCUCUGACUUUGGACUGCCUGCCGUUGGUAAGUCAAUGGUGGCAAACGAAAGCGGCAUCAGCACAUGAUGCGCUUCUCAAUGGCGUUCGUAUCGAAAUGUUGAAAUUUCUAUUCAACAUUCACCUUCAGCUCGAGUUUCUAAUCAAGCAAGACAACAAACGCUCACUCCUCGGGGACAUUGAAAAUCUAGCGGAGCUAUUUUGGGGCGAAUAUUCCAGACGGGAGGAACGCGCGCAGCUUCAACAAGAUGAUUUGACAUAUUCAUCUACACCUUGCGACAACCCGAUAUUUCAAGUAAAAGCAUUUUCUUUGCGCCCAUUCAAUGUUGACGGCGAGAAGAAUUGGGCGAUUGUGCAUAUUCUAGCUCUUCUCGAGCGUUUGAUGUGGAAAGGUUCCCAACAAUCGCACACUACUUUAGCUGAUGAUGAACAACCACGGAAGAAGCAACGAACUACUGCGGGCUUUAGUCGACUUCGCCAAAAACUACGUUCCAUCGACCAGUCUGUUCAGUAUACUGCUCUUCAAAUCAUUCCUUUUUUCGUUUCGGAUCUUAAAGUUGAUAUUGACGAGAUGUCAGAACUACUGGCAUUUUUAAUGAGUCAAAUCACCAGCAAGAAAAGCAAGGUAUCUACAUGGGCUAUGAUUGCUUGCGCCAGCCUAACUCCCCAAAUCAGCGCCACUGAUAACAGCCUAUGUAUGCUUUGGAAGCAGGUAUGGCAACUUGCGGUUCGGGCUGUUAGUAUGACUGCAAGCUGUCGUGCCUCGAGUGUUCUACUUCAUUAUAUCAUAAAUCAUGAUCUAGUGCCAUACCGUGAUAUUGCCGACGAUAUUAAUAGUAUGGUCAUGAGUUCUGAUGUGAAUGGACCAGCUGUUGCGGUAGAUUCAUCUCUCAUUCUUAUGACGGCCCUUCUUAAUCUUCGAAAUAUCCAAGUCCCGAGUGCAAGUUACGCGACCUGCAACCACGUAGUCCGCUGGAUGUUUUUCAGAUGGGAUCCUGCCGAUGCAGGAUUCAUAUCAUCGUAUUCUAUCCAUGCCAUACCCGUAGAUAUCGUCAAUCUGAUGCACGCAGCCUACGGCGAUCAGAGAAUGAUGUUGUCUCAAUCAUCUCAAACGAUCUCUGGGCAAAUUGGGGAGACUCUAUGUCUGCUCAAGAGCCGCGAAAGCUUGGUUAAAUACUUGCUUUUAUUAGAUCCCGAAACACCUCAAUUUUCCACAGGACCCGAACAGCAACAUCCUACGACUACAUCUAUACAACUCGGCGAUAGCUCGAAUGCCCACAGUACGAAAAAACUCAUAGCUGAACUCUUCUAUCCGAAACUUGAGGAAAUCAAAACAUUGUGUGAGUCAUGGGACAAACAAAAAGAUAAAUCAGUUCAGAUCACUCCAGAGAAACUCCAAAGUGUAUUCUCGUCUUUGAUUGUCGGCGCCAUUAUCCUCCCUGAGAUACUGGAGGCGAAUUCAUCACAAUCACAAGAAAUUCAGCAUUCGUUAUUUCAAACUCUUCAAAUUGCCUUGACUGGUGUCUCGAAUAUAUCCGAUAACCAGGCUCUAUAUGACUGCCUUCUUUCAUCAAUUCGUUCUUAUAUGCCAGCAUUAUCAAGUACCGAGUUGAGCAAGUUAAGCAAAGAGUGGAAGUAUCUUCAUCAACUCCUCUUCGAAUUGCAUGGCGCCUUUAGCAAAAGAUCUGGGAAGCAAACCCCUGACCACGACGAUGAUUUCAUGGAUAUUGAUGAUGGAUUUGAGACUAAAGAACGCCGGUCCAACACAUCAUCUAAAUCACUUGAAAUAUCCCGCCAUGAGGCCUCCAUCAACCUACAAGCAACAACCUUUUAUUCUGACACCAUCCAAAGGCUAUGUCUCCUUAAUAUUAUGUAUGAAGACAAUGGUCAAAUUGGGCUCGUACCGGCGUUAUUUCUCGACGAAUUUCUGGAGCUACCUGACGAAGAACUCCUCUCGUGUCGCUGCUUAAUACGGGAACUAUUUGAUUCUGAUCUCAUAGUUAAUCCUGAUGAUGCCGACAGGGUGAUUGGCCGAAUCGGCGAGUUACUCGGCAGUACGGCUUUCUCAAGUUGCGAAGUUACUUUAAACAUAUGUCUCGACGUGAUGGAAGGUCUCAUGCCAAUAUGGUCCGACAGUAAUGGCGAAAUAGCAUCUCACGCAGGCGAUUUGUACUACUACUUCCUCAAUUCCGGGCUAAAGAAUAAUAUACUCUCACCAAGCGUGCAGAUGUCGCUAGCUCGAUUACUUCUCCGAUUGAUCCAAAUCAACGAAAGAUACCCGGAGUCGAUUAAAAUGGCCCCUCCGAGCACUUCACUAUUCAGUCUAUUAGAAGACGGAGAAAUACCUGUCAAACACUAUAUUGGAUGCCGCUUGCCAAGUCUGUUUGGCCGAUAUGUGCUGAAAUCUCAUGACGAAGUUCUAGUUGACGUCCUUGGUGUUCUCCCAAGCAAAAGCGAUUUCCCUGAGGGUAUAGCUUUGCGGCUAUUCGUACUCGCUGAAUUAGCACGCCAGUGGCCUACUCUACUCCGACGCGGCAUAUAUCAUAUAUUUGAGAUCCCUGGAGAAAUUCCAAGUUCAAUGAGACAUGCUGAACGUUGCCUCAACAAGAUAUCUGCCUCUUUGAGGCUUGAGAGUGCACACAAACUAUUUGAUUUGUUUGCGCCUCAGCUGCUUUAUACCUGGCUUGAAAUCAAGAGUAUUGAUGAUAUCCCAUUUACGAUAUUCGGGUUCUCAACUCUCAAGGAAUUACUACAACGCGCCCAAUCCGAAGUCGUAGCUCUAAUGAUUAUGCGAGGACAAGACGAAGCAGCAGAAAAUUUAGCGACAACUCUCGGUGAUAGUUUUGCACAACUCAUUCAGCGCAAUUUCUCAAGGAUUAUAGCGUAUAGUAUGGCGCAUGAUAUCAGUAUGCCCAAAUCAGAGCAGCAACGAAGCGGCGAAAGUCGAUUGCGUAAGAUCCUUGGCCGAGAAGCAUUCCUCGAGGGUAUAUAUAUCAACUUCGCCGAUAUCAUCGGGUUAUUCUUCAGUCUCAUCGAUCAAGAAAAUCCAAUCGAGGAAUCGUGGGCCAGAGAUCCUAACUUUGAGUACGCCGCUGAAUCAAUGACAGAGAUUAAGAAGUGUGGUCACUCCGAAAUUGGCUUAUCUCCGAACCAACAGCCAAUGUUCCGGGCAAAGUACUUGACGAGAGAGAUAGCACUGCUAUGUAGCCGAACAGAAUACGAAAUGCCUGCUUUGUGGACGCCAGCACUCGUGGUCAGCAUUUCUAGAAAACUUUUCGAUGGCGUUCAUGCUGCAUUAGGACCUUUGCAUACAUGUUCUGUCCUUCGAAAGGUACGGGUCCUCAUUUGUCUAGCAGGCCAACAUGCAUGGGAAUCAUAUCCCUUAGAGAUGCUCCUGCAAGCCAUACGUCCUCUAAUUGUCGACACAGAAUGUGCAGAUGAUGCACUUGGUAUCAGUCAAUACCUCCUAGAAAAGGGAUCAAAAUCAUUAUCAAAAUCGCCUUCAUUCCUAGCUGGUUAUGCCCUAUCUGUGUUGUCUUCACUUCGCGUUUUCCUAGAAACCAGUCAAUCUAGCACAACCCAAGAAAGCCAGUUCAAGGCCACUAUGAGCAAAGCACAGAAAUUCCAUUCGUGGUUUACAAAAUACCUGGAGGAUUAUGAGUCUCCUUCCUUUCGAGACACCGAGCAACGCGAGGCAUUCAACACCAUAAUAGGGUCUGCAGCCCACGUUCGAUCUUCGGGAAAUGCGGAGCGAGGCUCUUACGAGAGUAGACUUUUAUUAGAAAUCCUUCAAGAUGGAACGCACGGGUAUCAGUUAUUAAACGAACCCUCUCGCAAACUGGCGUUAGAAAUGCUUUGUAGCCACUUCACGAUCCCGAUAUCUCACAGUGUGGAUGUGGUCGGUUCUGAUGAAGAAGCAUUGUCCUGGAUUUCUGUUGUUUGGAAAAGUUGCCAGGCCCAAGGUUUAAGCAACGAGUAUCUUGCUUGGGCAGGUCGAGUCGUUGGUAGAGGAUUUGCCGCAUCCGGUCGCGUCGACCAAGACCUACUUCGAGAAUCCGAAUUAUCACGAUACUACAAUUUGUCGACAGACUCAUCAAGAUCAGAACACGGUCUGCUAGGUCUCCUGCAAUCUUUGACAUCCGAUAGUGAUGGCUAUAAAGCGGGACUCUCGGAAUCAGCAUUAAGAACAAUUGUCUCGGAUGCUGCAGCUCAGGGCGAUGACGAUCUUCUCAUGGCUUGCCAAAAGGUCUUAUCCGAUCAACUUCUUGCCACGUCAGAUUGGGCGCCAUAUCGAACGCCACCAUCGGACAACCCGCCCGUCAACCCCGCUCAUGAAGAUCAGGCGCUCUCUAAUGAGGCAUUUGAGGACGUAAAGUGGGCACAGGGUGUUACUGUGUAUUUAGCACAGUCUUAUCCCGAUCAUGCUAUUCUCAAUGCUUUACCCCCGAUACUCACAAACGUCAAGGGCUUCGCUCAACAAGCAUUCCCUUACAUUAUACAUCUGGUCCUCUUAUUUGAACGAGAGAAGCAACAAUCUGCCAAGCGCAACCUAUCGAGUGCACUCAAGAAUUGGCUCAAGCUUGACUCACCAGCAGCCAAAGAAAAUAUAGGCCUCAUAAUAAAUGCUAUUCUAUAUCUGAGGACACAAGAACUGCCUAAAGAAAAUUCCAUUGCUGACCGGGCUCAAUGGCUAGAUCUCGAUCUUCUUUCGGUCGCUGCAGCAGCUACAAAAUGUGGCAUGUUCAAGACCGCAUUGCUAUUGGUUGAGAUGGCGUCUGCUGACGGGUCACGAACAUCUCGCCGUUCAUCUGCCGCCCGGACUCAGGAAUCUACAGAUGUUGUGAUGGAGAUUUUCGAGAAUAUUGAUGAUCCCGAUGCUUACUAUGGUCUCAGCCAUACCUCAAGCUUAAGUAAUGUGUUAGCGCGACUCGAAUACGAAAAGAAUGGCAGUAUGAGCCUAGCAUUCCGUGGCGCACAGUAUGACAGUCAUAUUCGGAGGAGAGACCCAGCCGCCAAUAUCGAUACACAAUCGUUAGUAGGAACGCUUGGUAACCUUGGGUUAUCGGGGUUGUCGCAUUCACUUCUUCAAACACAGCACAGCCUAGACAAUUCAUCAACUACUGUGGAAAGUACCUUCAGUACGGCUAGGCGGUUAGAAAUAUGGAAUCUGCCAGCACCAGCAUCUACCGACAAUCCUUCUGUCACCCUCUAUAAAGCAUAUCAGACUUGGCACCAAGCUACUGAGCUGAGUCUCGCAAGAAGAGCUACUCAUGAUGGUUUCACCGAAACUAUGCGAAGUAUAGUCAAGAAUGACCUUAGCCCGGUUCACCUCCGACGUCACCUUGGCACGUUAGCUGUCCUGGCAGAACUCAAUGAUGUUAUAGAGAUGGCUGAUUCUUCAGAACUUGACAAAAUCUUGGCAACAUUCACAGAUCGAUCUAAAUGGAUGAAGAGUGGACGGUAUGAGGAUGUUAGCCAGAUCCUAUCCUGCAGAGAAACAACAUUGAGUAUGCUAGCUCAAACUUCUCAACGCCGCGGUAUGACAAAGGUCAACCCACCGGAAGCUACAUUAGCACAGAUAAAGUCGAUGCUGUUGUCAUCCGGCGUAUAUAGACACCACCAAGCUACUCAAGAGUCACUAAACAUCGCAACAUCCCUAACAGAUCUAGUGCUACCCAGUACAGACCUUGGUUUGCAUCUUGACUCAAUUGCGAAAUUCGAGGCCGCCAACUCACUAUGGGAUCAUGGAGAAAUGACAUCAUCUAUUCAUAUGCUUCAAUGUAUCGACGAAGACCCAAAUCUCAAGAAACAAACCAUUCCUAUUAGUCGGCCGGAUCUACUUGCAAAGACUGGAUAUCAAAUAUCUGUAGCAAAGCUGGAAAAGCCAGAUACUAUCCAGAAAGACUACUUACAGCCUGCGCUAAAGGAGCUAAGGGGGAAGACAGAUGGCCAGGAGGCCGGUAAGGUGUACCAUCGGUUUGCUAUGUUCUGUGAUGAACAAUUGCAGAAUCCAGACGGACUCGAGGAUUUGGCUCGCUUGCAACAUCUGAAGAAGGGGAAAAGCGAUGAAGUUUCGCAACUUAAGGUGCUUGUGUCCUCGGAGAAAGACACGACGAAAAAGCAAAGGUACCAGAAUCAUCUUGCGAAAGCAAGACAAUGGCUUGAAUUAGACGAACAAGAACUACGUCGUGUUGAGCAAAGUCGGACCGAAUUUGUGAGGUUAAGUUUGGAGAACUAUCUCCUCUCGUUGAUAUCAUGCGACGAUCAUAACAACGACGCUUUGAGAUUCACGGCCUUGUGGCUAGAAAGGUCUGAUGAAGAUAUCACCAAUGAGGCUGUGAGGAGAUACAUCGACAAAGUUGCAACCCGGAAAUUUGCCCCGUUGAUGAACCAACUUUCUUCGCGUCUAGUCAAUCAGAGUGGCCUCUUCCAGAAGCUUCUCCUUGACCUUGUGUAUCAUAUCUGUGUUGAUCAUCCUUAUCAUGGGAUGUACCAGAUCUGGUCGGGUUGGUGGUCACGCACGAAUAAGAACGAUGAUGUGGCCGUUCUCCGCCAGAAAGCCACGGUGACAGUUGGUAAGAGGCUUGCUGAAACAGAUUCGGUAGCAUCGAUAUGGACGGCGAUUGAUAAGACCAACAAGGCCUACCAUAAGCUGGCGACAGAAUUGGACCCUUCUCGCUACAAGGCAGGACAAAAAGUUGCGGUCAAGGAUUCUACUGCUGGUUCUGCCCUUUCAAGCACUAUGGCCAAGUACCAUAUACCACCCCCUACGAUGCAAAUCGAACUACAAGCUAGUCGGGACUAUAGUCACAUUCCGUAUAUUGCCAAGAUCGAACCAAAUAUGUCCAUCGCAUCCGGCGUGAGCGCACCAAAAAUCAUAACCGUGGUGGGGACUAAUGGGGAACGAUUCAAACAGCUGGUCAAAGGAGGGAACGAUGACUUACGUCAAGACGCAAUCAUGGAACAGGUCUUCGCAGCCGUGUCAUCCGUAUUGAAGCUUCAUCGAUCUACUCAGCAACGCAACCUCGGAAUCAGAACAUACAAAGUCUUACCUCUGACUUCAGCUUCUGGUCUGAUCGAAUUCGUCUCGAAUACUAUACCACUCCACGAAUAUCUCAUGCCAGCCCAUGAGAAGUAUCAUCCGAGAGACCUCAAGGGGUCGCAGUGCCGAAAGGAGAUCUCCCAGGUUCAAAAUAAAUCAUCCGAAGUUCGCGUAGCAACUUAUAAAAAAGUCACGGAUAAAUUCCAGCCUGUGAUGCGCUACUUUUUCAUGGAACAUUUCGUUGAUCCAGACGAGUGGUUCGCUAAGCGCACAGCAUAUACACGAACUACAGCCGCAAUUUCCAUACUAGGCCAUGUCCUAGGCCUCGGCGAUCGCCACGGUCAUAACAUCCUCCUCGACACCAAGAGUGGAGAGGCCGUUCACAUUGAUCUGGGCGUAGCUUUUGAGAUGGGCCGUGUACUACCAGUCCCCGAGCUUGUACCAUUCCGACUCACACGGGACAUAGUCGAUGGCAUGGGUAUCACAAAAACGGAAGGGGUAUUCAGACGGUGCUGCGAGUUCACCCUCGACGCGCUGCGUGAGGACACCUACUCUAUUAUGACGAUCCUCGACGUUUUACGAUACGAUCCUCUGUAUUCAUGGUCCAUCAGUCCCGUUCGCAUGGCUAAGCUACAGGACCCCCGACGAGAUGAGGGAGAGGGCACGGCCGACGCGGACGUAAAGAAAAAGACCUCUGGAGCUGUUGGUAUGGUGAACGAGCCUAGCGAGGCCGACCGUGCGCUCGAGGUCGUGCGCAAGAAGCUUAGCAAGACGUUGAGCGUAACGGCUACGGUCAACGACUUGAUCAACCAAGCGACUGACGAGAGAAAUCUCGCAUUUUUGUAUUCUGGUUGGGCUGCUUAUGCUUGA
This is a messenger RNA of Annulohypoxylon maeteangense, 8769 nucleotides long. RefSeq lists its product as uncharacterized. NCBI's taxonomy places the organism in Eukaryota, Fungi, Ascomycota, Sordariomycetes, Xylariales, Hypoxylaceae. Gene Ontology annotation, biological process: DNA repair. The coding region runs from base 1 to 8769 and encodes 2922 amino acids. Gene Ontology annotation, molecular function: protein binding; protein serine/threonine kinase activity. The record is from RefSeq and is a predicted model, not a curated record. The transcript is spliced from 8 exons.